GAACGUUUGUCUCCGCUUUCACUGUGCUGUGCGGAGCGCGGACCGACCUCCCUGACAGGCACAAGUGCUGUGUCUUUUGGCUGAACAUUGCUGCUGCCCUGAUCCAGAUCCUGACAGCGAUCGUGAUGGUUGGCUGGAUUAUGAGUAUAUUUUGGGGGAUGGACAUGGUCAUUCUUGCAAUUUCACAAGGCUACAAGGAACAGGGGAUCCCACAGCAGCUGUAG
Molecule: messenger RNA, 224 nt
Organism: Merops nubicus (carmine bee-eater)
Lineage: Eukaryota; Metazoa; Chordata; Aves; Coraciiformes; Meropidae
Gene: STUM
Product: chromosome unknown open reading frame, human C1orf95
Exons: 3
Source: RefSeq, a predicted model, not a curated record